Staurois parvus is the source of this 560-nucleotide messenger RNA. The record is from the annotation of a GenBank genome assembly. NCBI's taxonomy places the organism in Eukaryota, Metazoa, Chordata, Amphibia, Anura, Ranidae.
UAGCCUACAAAGAAAAAAUGAAGGAGCUGUCCAUGUUGUCCUUGAUCUGCUCUUGUUUCAACCCUGAGCCUCGAAACCUUAAUGGAUACACAUAUGAUGUCAUCAUUCCAACCACAUUUCAUUGUUAUAUUGUAGAUAUGGAGGUGAAACAGAUUAACAAGCGUACAUCUGGCCAGGCAUUUGAACUGAUACUGAAACCCCCAUCCCCUGUCUCUGAGGCUCCCCGGACUUUGGCCUCUCCAAAGAAGAAAGAUGUUUCUCUAGAAGAUAUACAAGCAAAACUAGAAGCUGCAGAGGAAAGAAGAAAGUCUCAGGAAGCCCAGAUCCUGAAGCAGCUGGCAGAGAAACGAGAGCAUGAAAGGGAAGUUCUCCAAAAGGCUUUGGAAGAAAACAAUAAUUUUAGUAAAAUGGCUGAGGAAAAACUGAUACUGAAAAUGGAACAAAUUAAAGAAAACCGUGAGGCCUACCUAGCUUCCCUCUUGGAACGUCUUCAAGAAAAGGAAAGGCAUGCUGAGGUGGUCCGCAGGAACAAGGAGAUCCAGGAAGAACUAUCUGGCUGA